CAUCCCGCUCCUUCCCCAGUGCAUAUAAACCCAAGGUCGAGGGCGCACGCCUCACUCCCACUGGUAUUCUCCUGCAAGGUUGACUCCUGUGACUCUCUCUCUACCUUUUCAACUACAAUCCUGCGUUCAUUUUCGUGAGGACGUACACACGCUUUACUUAAGAGGUGAUCGCGCCUGUGUGUGUGUGUAAUCGCAGGGCAUCGUCCCCGAGGACACACCAUGAGGGUCCUGCUUGUGUUAGCGGUCCUGUUGACGGUGGUGACAGCCGCCGUCUUCGAGAGUGAGAGGCUCAGACGGGCCCUGACGGAGGACGACAACGACGACGAGGGGACACGAGGGGAGAUCUGGGCGGUGCUGUUGGCUGGUUCCAAUGGUUGGUGGAACUACCGGCAUCAGGCGGACGUGUGCCAUGCCUACCAGAUCCUUCACCAGCACGGCGUCCCUGACGAUCGCAUCAUAGUUAUGAUGUACGAUGACAUCGCUCACAAUGUCGAGAACCCGAACCAGGGGGUGGUAAUUAACCGUCCUAGCGGCCCUAACGUCUACGAAGGCGUCCCCAGAGACUACACCGGCAGGGACGUCACCCCAGAGAACUUCUUGAAGGUCCUACAAGGCGACGCAGAGGGCCUGAAGGGGGUAGGCUCCGGUAAGGUCCUCAAGAGUGGACCGAACGACCGAGUCUUCAUCAACAUGGUGGAUCACGGAGCUCCUGGAAUCUUCGCCUUUCCACACGGUUACCUCAAUGCUACUUCUCUGGUGGAUGCUCUUCUGGCCAUGCAUCAGGCUAAUAGGUACUGGCAGAUGGUGAUGUACGUGGAGUCGUGUGAGUCCGGAUCCCUCUUUCAAAGUCUCCUUCCUGACGACAUUGAAGUAUACGCCUUGAGCGCCUCCGCGCCCGACCAGCACUCGUACGCCUGCUACGAGGACGACACCCUACACACCUUCCUCGGCGACGUCUUCAGCGUCAAGUGGAUGGAAGACACCGAUGUGGAGAACCUACACCAGGAGACGCUGAAGAAGCAGUUCCUACUGGUGCGGAAGGAGGUGGUGACCUCGACAGUCAUGCACUGGGGCGAGCUGAAGUUGGCAGCCCAAAAGAUGUCCAAGUUUCUUGGCAAGAAGGAUCCCCAUCGCAUCUUCAACCACAUUGCUAACUAUGAUUAUGAGGCUUUCAGCCCCCCAGUGUCUUCCAAGUUCAAUGAUGCUUGUCUGAAUACGUCGGUGCCGAGCUACGACGUGCCUCUGGCCAUCCUCAAGUCCCGUAUCAAGAGUGCUGCCACUCCAGACGAGGAACAACACUGGAAGGAGGAGCUCACCGCCCUCCGCCUGAACCGAGGACUUGUGAGGUUCGUGAUGGAGCGCCUGGUGAGGGAGGUGACUGGCGUCCAGGCGACUGCUAACAUGAUCACCAGCAGGGAACACUACCAUGGGAUAUCCCGUCGAUCCUGUUACGAAGACUCCGUCCGAACCUUCCACGACCACUGCUUCGAUCUGGCCGAGAAUCCGUUCGCUCUGAGGGUCGUGAACAGCAUUGUAAACUUGUGUGAGCAUGGGUAUACUCAUGAAGCGUUCCUGGAGGCUACUCGGGUCGUAUGUACCCACCAGACAUACACAGGUAUCGUCUGAGGGCCCCCCUGUCUCAAAGAGGACCCGUCAGACCUCCACAGGUAUCGUCUGAGGGCCCCUGUCUCCAACAGGACCCGUCAGACCUCCACAGGUAUCGUCUGAGGGCCCCUGUCUCCAACAGGACCCGUUAGACUUCCACUGGUAUCGUCUGAGGGCUCCCUCCUCCGGCCGCGCCCCUAUUUACUCAUUGCAGCACUAUCCUGUAUUGCAAUAGCCUGUCUCAACAAAUCACAGAUGCAUGGGCCACUAUGUACUGAUACGACAUGUCAAAGACACAUUUUCAGAGUUUUCCAUUUAGCUAAUUUAGCCAAGUUCCUUAAUGAUCCAGUAAUUAGUGACGUAUAGGUUGACAGUGAUACAGUUGACCUCAAAAUAUAAUGACAGUUUUCAGUGAUAAAUUGAUGUUUGUAGUUGACAGUGUAGAGUGCAGAUCACUAAUAGACUCCUGUCUAUUCUAACAUUAGUGGAUUAUAUCCAGUACAGAGAAGCAGUGAUAAAGGAGUAACAGUAGAAUGAAGACUUAAGAAAAUGCUAAGAAACAAAGAAGUAGAUAACGCUAAUGAAUUAAGGAAGUGAUAUUGUGAUGAAACAAGGACGAACGAAGGAUUAAGGAAAAAAAAUAAUGGAAGCAUGAACAG
Messenger RNA from Procambarus clarkii (red swamp crayfish), 2264 nucleotides. Its product is annotated as legumain. The record is from RefSeq and is a predicted model, not a curated record. Gene Ontology annotation, molecular function: cysteine-type endopeptidase activity. Gene Ontology annotation, biological process: vacuolar protein processing. NCBI's taxonomy places the organism in Eukaryota, Metazoa, Arthropoda, Malacostraca, Decapoda, Cambaridae.